ACUUUAAUAGUUGUUUGCGACCUGAACUGCGCCAUUUUGACCUCUGUUAACAGUGCAUUCUUUGAUAUCAAGUUACCUCACCCGUGUCGUGAGUACGCGAGAAAGAUGGCAGAAUCAAAAUCGAAGUCAAGAAAGAGAGCAUAUGUAUAUAGCAAUCCAUAUUCUCUUGCUGGAACUUUGAAGUAUGACUCUUUUGCGAUGCCAACAUCAAGCCGUACAGGCACAGUUCCCCGAGUUGGAUCAUUAGGUGCCAGGCAAAUGCAAGGGACAUCGUAUGCAACUGCUCAGACCAAGAAUGGACGUACUGCUAAAUAUACACAAGAAAGUCCUGCAUUUUCCGGCUCCAUAACAUUACCAGUUUUGCCAUCAGAAGCCGAACAAUAUUAUAGUUUGAUCAAGUCAACGGGUUCAUAUAUGCCCGUAAACGAAUCUCUGGAUGUAUUCGUUCUGUUAGACUGCGACGAGCACACAAAAUUCAUAAAGGCAAAUUCCCCAGUGAUUGUAAAUCGCAAAGGAUCAUGCUACACAUGCACAUGUUCACCAGACAGGACACAAUUCGUUGAUAAUUUUGAAACGCCCACUCCAGAGGUAGACCGAUUACAUCCCGAAUGUGUUCAUAUCUUUGUCGUGAAAAUCAUCGUCCAAGAAUAUCUAAAUAGAGCCGGUCUGGAAGAUUGUCCUGUCCUUAAAGAUGCAUGUGGACAUGACUAUGCUAGCAAUAUCGCAUAUGGAAAAGAGUUAGAUGAGUCACAUGAACACAUAGUUCCAUUUUUGGACAACAAGUAUGUUGUGCGUGUUGACGGAAGUUACUCCGUUUUACGGACAAAUUUCGGUACAUUAAAGUGUCUAACUUGCAAAAAUGGUAACAGCUGCAAACACACGCAAUUUGUAAAUAAACUGCUGAACCAAUCAGUAGAAGAUAUGUCUGAAUGCGUGCAUAAAAUUCAUUGUGAAAUUCAUAUUAUGAGCAACAAAAAUAAUUACGAACUCAAGUGCUUUUCCUCUCAUAAGAUCCCCUUUAUAUUGGAUAAUUGCGCCAUAAAUAAACGAUCUUCCGAUCUGUAUCCAAUAAAUGAUGGUAUUCGUCAAGUGUUACCAAGGCAUCAAAAGAAAUGUAUGAUUUGCCAAAAUUUACAAUUUGAACUCAAACCAGUGGAACAUGUGUCUACAUUCCUUUCGAAGUACGAGUGUGUCCCUGUUCAAGUGUACGAGAGGAUAUGCGUGGCAACCGGUUGCAGUUCCGUUACAUGUUAUGAUGGGCAACAAGACUGUGUGCUGAACAUGGGGCGAUUUCUCAUCCACUACGAAGUGCUGAGGGAUUUCAUGUUUCAGUAUCUGUAUUCGAGAUCAACAAUGUUCUCCUUUUACAACGUCUGGCUGCAACAUCAAUCCGAUAACGGGAACACGCAAUUUGCCCGAAUAUUCUCGUACAUGUACUUUCGACAGACGUGGUUCGCUUAUCUGCAGUUGAUGGACAUUGACUUUGAAGCGGAUUUUACGUGUCGUGAAUGUGGUCCAUCACCGGUCACCAUGCUUUUUGAUGGCACAUGCCUGUCUUUUAAAAAAAACUUUUUAUGUAGCGAUGAGGACAUACUUCUGGAAAAGCAGACUUCCAAACUUUCUGGCAGUAGUCACAGCGAGCGAGUGUUCAUCCCGAAUAAAGCCGCGCGAACUCUAGUUGCACGCUUCUGCAGCAGACGUGAUGGGCUUCAACCGGAGGAAUUCACUACGAUGAAAUCUUUGCUGGAAAUACACCAACCCUCUAUGGUGCCUUUGCUAGCGUGUUUCCAACAGAUUGGUUGUACGCAGUUUUCUCCUGAGGAGUAUGUUGAUUUAUUGAAUGCACUAUCUAAGAACUCGCCAGUGUGUGCAACAUUCCCUUUGUUAAAGCUACAUUUGAUACAGAACAUCAUAGAAAGUUGCCGAGUUGAAGCUGAGAUUCUGUCCGAAUGUCAAACUCACAUUCCCGUGUUAUUUAGAUUUUUAUCUACAUCGGGUCAGGUGUCCAGUGCAGUUAAAUGUGUUCUCAUCGCUGUGAUGGAGAAGACACGUGCGCCUUUCAAAGGGAGAGAGAGCCACGCCACUCCAGUGUGUGAAUCGGAUCACUCCUUAUCUUUUUUUCCCAGUUUGCCAUGUUUGAGGAAGAGAGGAGUGUAUAGUGCUGAUAAAGAAAAAAGUACCAGUGGUUGCCAGAAGAACGGGGGUCGACAUCAUGCACUAUUACCUGGCAUUUUCACUACAUUUUGUCCUCAUGGAAUCUGCUAUGGAUUCGAGGUGAUGGAAUGUGAAGAAUCCCCAAACAGGCCUUUUACUUUCCUUAAAACAAGAUUUGAAACCAGUGCAGUAAAGUGACUCCGAUUCCUGAGAUGACAAACACGCAGUACGAAGACCCACAGGGACUGUCAAUGGAGCUGGAAACUGUUCUGGGAGAAAUCAAGAGCCUACAGAUCCGCCAAAAGGCCAGAGUUCAAUCAUGGCAUUCAGGGAACACGAGACAUUCAUGAUAGAACAAAUGCGUGUCAAUAUCAAUACUGCUAUAGAUGAGUGUGGUUAUAGUUCUGUGAGUACGUUUCCCAAUGAGCAAUAUUUGAAAGAAAAAAUGUGGACUUGUGUACUUUAUAUCUUGAAUGAAUUUGAAAAUAGUACUGUGAAGGAACUGACCGAAAUGAAGGAUGAAGUUAUAAGCAUACAUGAUUCCAUUGUAAGUUCUUUUUUUAAAUGCUCCAGUCUCCAAAAUGACUUAACACAAUUAUAUGAAGACAUUCCGAAAAUCGGGGACAAUAAGGACAUCUGCUUAAUGACCAGUAUAAAAUGUGAGCGUAUAAUACAGUCAGAUUGACAGUGCUGGGAAAGACAGGCCAUGUGUUUAAUGAUCAGGGGAUGUCUGAGCAUAAUGUGAGAACAGCAAGUGAUUCACGCAAAUGCAAUACCAGGGGCGGUUGUGUUGUUUCUGAUGGACAGGUUAUGGUUGCAGACUGGGGCAAUACUAAUGCCAAGCUGUUGAACAAGCAUUACCAAGUGGUCAGUCAAUUGACUGCCAAUGUAGGGGUCUGUGUAAGAUCACACCCAUUAAUUUUGCAGUGACCGUGAACGGAGGUAAAACACAUGAACUUCAGUUUAUCAGUGUCACGCAGUGUCAGCUGGUGAAAUAUAGGACGUUUCAGUUACAACAUUGGUGUUAUAAUAUUGCCCACAAUGAGGGUGAUCUGUUUAUUGCCUUUGGUACGGUGCUCUACAAGUAUUCACUUUUUUGGGAAACUGGUCUGCAUAAUGUAUAAAGAUUCAUCAGCAGCAUUUACGGGUAAAAAUUAUGGUGUAAUUAUCAUGACAUUAUGAGAAAUAUAAUUGUGAAUUUGUAUAUUGUAUAUAUGUUCAUCGAUGGUUACAAUAAAAUGACAGAUUUUUAUUAUUAUUGAUUUACAAAC
Dreissena polymorpha is the source of this 3425-nucleotide messenger RNA. RefSeq lists its product as uncharacterized. The transcript has 14 exons. The record is from RefSeq and is a predicted model, not a curated record. Bases 106 to 2352 code for a protein of 748 amino acids. Lineage: Eukaryota; Metazoa; Mollusca; Bivalvia; Myida; Dreissenidae.